GCCGCCCUCGCCCGCGGCCGCAGGAUGAGCCCGUCGCGCUGCGCAGCGACGGACCGGCGGCUGGGCAAAGGCUUGGCUUUCCGCCUCUGCCUCUUGCUCUCGGCCACCCUCCUGCUGUGUCUCCGGCUGGGGCUCCGGCGCUCUGGGGACGUGGCGGACGCCAAGCCCGUGGCGACGGGGCGCGAGUCCGGAGUCGCGCCUGCCGGCCGCAGAGGCGACGGGGCGUACGAGGCGACCAGCAGCGGCAGGAGAAGGCAAGUCACCUACGUGAGGAGUAGCCGCCGAAGGAGUCCCGCAGAGCCCUCGUGCUGCCACCAGGGGGCGCCCCUUCGCAGGAAGGCUAUGCGUUGGCACAUAGACCUACAGCCCUGGGCAAGUCCUACACCUUCCUUGAGUACUGAAGCCUUCCGGCUCCUAAAGUAUAUCAGCACUGCCCAGAUUUCAUGCAGCCAUACAAAUUUGAAAGACCUACCAGGAAAUCCUGACAGCCAAAAGAGGCCAUGGUCAAUUUGCUUGGAUGACAGGUUUAAUUUAGUUCAUCAGCUCAAAAGCAAGCAGUGUCGCCUAUAUUCGUUGGGGUUGGGCGGUGAUCAGAACGAGUUUGAGAUCAGCAUGGCCAAUAGUGGAUGUGAGGUGCACCGCUUUGACCCUAGCAUCAAGAUGGCACAUGUUCAGGAAGGGCAACGCUUCUGGUACCAUCGCCUCUCCAUAGACUGGCGUGAUCCUAACCCAAUGAUUGCUGCUCAUAAACUUCACACCAACACGAAGAAGCUUGGCACUGUACUGAAUGACUUUGGGCACCACAAGAUAGAUAUCCUCAAAGCAGAUAUGGAAAGUGCAGAGUGGAAAAUUUUGGAAAACCUCAUCUUGGAGGAUGUUGUGGAACAAAUAGGGCAACUGGUGUUUGAAAUCCACGUCCAUUGGCCUGGGUUUGAGGUAAGUGGCAAUGACAGCACUGUGGUUCGGUACUGGUACAGUCUUCUCAAAGAAUUAGAACUGAAGGACUUCAGGCUUUUUCACACAUACAAAGACUUAUCGAAACCACAGAUGUUUCUGAAAAGGGAGGCCUUCAAUGCAAGCAGCUGUUACAUUCUGAGCUGGGUGAAUACACGAUGGAGAUAGAGGGCAUCUGGGAGCCUACACAAUGAACUGUGAAUCACCCCCUUCAGCCGUAUCAUUGAAGGCGACUUUGGAGGCAGAAGUUAGUCAACAGGCAGAAGCUGCCUAGCACUCCUACUGUCUCCUGGCAUUGUUCUGCAAUGUGGAAAGGUACAACUUUCAUCUCCUAGAAGGAGAAGUCUGAAUUAAAAUAUGCUGCUUGCAUCAUUUAUGCACAUAGCUGUGGACCAUGCCUAUUCAAAUUUGUCUCAUGAUUGUGAGGAAAAAUGUAUGAAUGUAAGUUGUUUCUUCAUGAACUUACAAAAAACACGUAACACAAACUAGCUUACAAUAUUAAACUUUCUUGUACAUUCAUGCUGGGACUAAACAUUUCUGGAUUUUGUUGUGUACAAGAUACCAUCCUCAUUUUAAAUGGCUCCCAACCUCUUUCAUUUCUUGAUUUCUGUUUUUUGCUUGUUGGCCCCAGUAUGGUUAUUUCUUUACAUUUAUACAGUUUUCUUGCUUUACUGGAGUUCACAGCUCUUUCUCAACAUGCUUCUUCCUUGGCUCGGCGUUCAAUGUAUUCUCGGUAACGGGUUGAUU
Molecule: messenger RNA, 1701 nt
Organism: Varanus komodoensis (Komodo dragon)
Lineage: Eukaryota; Metazoa; Chordata; Lepidosauria; Squamata; Varanidae
Gene: METTL24
Product: methyltransferase like 24
Exons: 5
Coding region: 25-1122 (365 amino acids)
Source: RefSeq, a predicted model, not a curated record